This is a messenger RNA of Impatiens glandulifera, 2026 nucleotides long. RefSeq names its product protein SUPPRESSOR OF FRI 4. Gene Ontology annotation, cellular component: nucleus. The record is from RefSeq and is a predicted model, not a curated record. Lineage: Eukaryota; Viridiplantae; Streptophyta; Magnoliopsida; Ericales; Balsaminaceae. Bases 217 to 1413 code for a protein of 398 amino acids. Gene Ontology annotation, molecular function: DNA binding. The transcript has 6 exons.
CAUUUUAAUUUUCUCUCCCAGCCCAAGAACCAACGGCAGAGUUCUCUCGAUCGAUUUCUCUGAAUCCAUCAAUCUAACUGGCUGCAGAUCGAUCUCUGUCCACUUUCCCGAUCUACCCCCGCCUUCAUUCUCUCUUCUUCCCUAUUUCAACUUCCAACGGAGGGAUUCUCACCGACGGCCAUCAAUCGUCUUCACACGGUGCCGCCGAUUUGAGCAAUGGGUAAGAAAAAGAAGAGAGCAGUGGAUAAGGUAUGGUGCUAUUACUGCGAUCGGGAGUUCGAUGACGAGAAGAUACUCGUCCAGCAUCAAAAGGCCAAGCAUUUCAAGUGUCACGCCUGCCACAAGAAGCUUUCAACUGCAAGCGGCAUGAUUAUCCAUGUCCUCCAGGUUCACAAGGAGACUGUUGCCAAGGUUCCAAAUGCUAAAGAUGGGCGUGAUUCGGCCGACAUCGAGAUAUAUGGUAUGCAAGGGAUUCCGCCUGAUGUUUUAGCCGCUCAUUAUGGAGAAGAAGAGGAUGAUACCCCUUCUAAGCUGCUUAAAGUUGAUACUCCAUCAUCUCAAUACAUCCGCGGUGUCACGCCUAGCUAUCCUCAGUCUAAUAGAUUCCCUCCAGUAUUUAAUCCUGCAUUCCAAUUCCCUCAAGCUGGUUGGCAAGUUCCUCCUCGUCCUCAAUCCUGGUUCCCACAGAACCCCUCUGUUUCACUUCCUACUGCACCAUUAGGUGUUCAACAACAGUUGUUCCCUAUACAGACUGUGAGGCCUCCUGUACAAUCAAUGCCUGUGGGUCCUCCCGGAAUCCCGUCCAUGUCCCCUUCUGUUCCAGUAUCUCAACCUUUGUUCCCUGUUGCUGCCAAUAAUAAUAUUACUUCACAAAGUGCAGCAUUUCCCACAUCUUUAUCACCGAAUAUUCCUCUGAGCUCUCAACCAGAACCGAUGCCCAUGAGUGAACCACUUGCAAAUAAUACUUUUGGGGCAAGUAGCUAUAACUUUCAUGACAUUCAAGGUGGAACACCUGUGAGCUUGCAUUCUUAUGCAUCUGGUCCAAACACUAAUGGCCCCUCGAUUGGACCUCCACCUGUAAUCGCAAACAAAGCCCCCUCUAUACAGCCUGGCAUAAAUGAGGUGUAUCUAGUCUGGGAUGAUGAGCCAAUGUCUAUGGAAGAAAGACGGAUGCUUUUGCUCAAGCAUCAGGUGCAUGAUGAAACUAGCCAGGUAAGUCACGAUUACCUUGUACUUGUGUUUAUUUUGUAUAGGUAUGCACAUCUAACAAGAAUGAUAGACAUUCACACUUAUAAAUUGUACACACAUUCACUUCAAGAAGCAUUUUCUUCCUUUACUAAUAUUAAAGGAAGUGUACUGUGCUUGCAAUUCUUACCAUUCUUCUUCUUCUCCACAUUUGAUGGUUACCAAUGAUCCAAGUAGGUAUUAUAUUUCAGUUUUCUUUUUGUGAUUAAACUGUGAAGUCAACUUGCUCCCCCCCAGGUCAGCUCUUCCAGAGUUUGUCAUGGACGACAAAGAAGCAAUGUUGUACUAGAGUACACUUUUAUUUUAUUUUAUGUAUAUUUGAAAUUUCAAAUUAAUAGAUCUUAAUGUGUACUGUCCAAGUUGAUGUGUUGACAUGUAUUGUGCUUAUAUGUUCCAGAUGAGCUCAAUUGAUGCAGCUAUAGACAUGAGGAUAUCUGCAAGCAGGCUUGCUGGUCGAAUGGGGUUCUAGAGGUUCAUUACUUAAUUUAGAUUACUGUAGUGGAAAAAGAAGUCCAUGAAAGUAGUAGUUAGUAGUAAUGAAAAGCUUGACAAGAAGAUAUAUUUGUUUAUUGGUGUUACCUGGUUAGUCAUCAAUUAUUUAAUCUUCUUCCUCCUCCUCCUCCUCCUCUACAUUCAGAAAAAUAGUUUUUAUCAUAAGAACAGUGAUGGAUAAGGUUAGUUGUCAUUUGUUCUGCUUUCUUUUUCUUCUUCUUUUGAGAAAAGAUAGUGGUAAAACAGUGUUGAGGAUUUUGUGUUAAAUACAGAGAAAAGAUAUUGAAUA